GACCAGCAUUUGGCUUAAAUUUAUAUGGUAGCAACAACAAUGGUAAACAAAACAAGAAGAGCAGCAGUAAUGGCGUAAAUAGCAACAGCAACAAUAACUCGAAGGGCAAUAACGGCAAACAGCUGAGCAAACCCACCGCAAUGGCUGUUAGUCACGUACCGGCGUUUGUAAGCCGUAGCGGUGGUGGCAUCAACAAUAUUUACACUAGCAACAACAAUAAUGGUGGCAAUGGUAAUAGCGCCAAUGACAGCGGCGACCACAACGCAAAAUGUGAUGCUGCUACAAAAUUAGCACCAACAACAGCGAAAUCGGCGGAGAAAACAACUGCAACAGCAACAGCAACACCUAUGCAAACAGGAUGUGGCGUUGGCCCGGCGAGCAUGUCAACAGCGUUCAUGUCAAUGACAGUAGCGGCAAAUGUCCGCGAAACCACAAAACCACCAACAGUUUCAGGGUCUUCUGGCAUGCACUAUCCAUCAGCCGAGAAUAAUUACUCCACCAACUCGAACAGCAUCUGCAGCAGUCUAGCCAGCGCGCAAGAUACGCUGUGGCGUGUGAAAAUGGCUGCUUCACAGCAACACUCCUCGGCGGCGGCGGCGGUGGCGGCGGCGGCUUCUGGCCAAAUCUACAUUGAACAAACGCCCGGCUCGGUGACGUAUGGCACUUGUCUGGAUCCGCUGACGCAAUGCGUCGUUGACUAUGUCGGAUAUCCGGUGCCACCGCCACCGCACAUAACGCAAGCAUCCGGCACAGCGGCGGCGGCGUCUUCAUCAACGACGGUGGCAACGUCUACGCCUGGCAAUUGCGGUAGCCCACACGAUUUUUCAAAUAUCAGCAGCCACAGUAUGGGUGCGCCAGCCAGCAACAAUUUGAGCGUUGUCAGCCAAGCCGUCAUUGGGGAAAGUAGCCGGCGACAAGAGUACGCGGACGAGCUGCAACAGUUGCAAGAACAGUACGAGCAACAGCAACAGCAGCAGCAUCAGCUACAGCGGCAGUCACCGCCACAGCCGCCACAACGUUUUGGCACACUGAAAAAAUCGCGACAGCAGCAACAGCGAAUGGAACAGCAGCUAG
Molecule: messenger RNA, 1074 nt
Organism: Rhagoletis zephyria (snowberry fruit fly)
Lineage: Eukaryota; Metazoa; Arthropoda; Insecta; Diptera; Tephritidae
Source: RefSeq, a predicted model, not a curated record